Recurvomyces mirabilis is the source of this 891-nucleotide messenger RNA. RefSeq lists its product as uncharacterized. Gene Ontology annotation, biological process: signal transduction; phosphatidylinositol phosphate biosynthetic process; inositol metabolic process. The record is from RefSeq and is a predicted model, not a curated record. The transcript has 2 exons. NCBI's taxonomy places the organism in Eukaryota, Fungi, Ascomycota, Dothideomycetes, Mycosphaerellales, Teratosphaeriaceae. Gene Ontology annotation, molecular function: inositol monophosphate 1-phosphatase activity. Bases 1 to 891 code for a protein of 296 amino acids.
AUGGCAGUGGAUCUACAGGAAGUCCACGACUUCCUAAUCGGCAUAGCAGCCAAAGCAGGCAACAUGAUCCUCCAAGCAAAACCCGUACGAGCAGGCACAGGUGAAAAAAAGAACUCGGCCGACCUCGUCACGGAGACGGAUCAGGCGGUCGAGAAGAUGGUGAGCACGACUUUGAAGGACAAGUAUCCUGGUUUCGAAUUCAUGGGUGAAGAAACCUACAAAGAAGGCGACAAGCUGAGCGACAAGCCAACUUUCAUCGUAGACCCCAUAGACGGCACGACCAAUUUCUUCCAUGGCUACCCAUACCUCUGCGUCUCACUGGGUCUGGCCAUCGAGCAGAAAUCCGUGGUAGGUGUGAUCUUCAACCCGUUCACCAAGACCCUGUAUACUGGAAUUAAGGGCAAAGGGUCCUGGAUCACAGACCAUGCACAUGACCAAGUACGACUGCCUCUACGUGAGGCGGAGCCGAUGAAGGAUCUGAGUACCUGUCUCGUAGCUGUUGAGUGGGGCAGCGAGAGGGAAGGUAAUGACUAUAAAGUCAAAGUCGAGACGUUUCGGAAACUAUGUGCGAAGAAGGAAGAUGGUGGGGCGAUGGUGCAUGGUAUCAGGUCGCUAGGGUCGGCAGAGCUGAAUAUUUGCUCUGUGGCUGCUGGGACGUUAGAUGUGUACUGGGAGAGCGGAUGUUGGGCGUGGGAUGUCUGUGCUGCUUGGGUUGUUCUUGAGGAAGCGGGAGGUAGGAUGGUUGGAUGCCAUGAGGGUGAUUGGGAGCCGAGGAUUGAUCAGAGGCGGUAUAUGGCUGUGCGAGGUGGCGAAGGGCAGAAGGCGAUUAUUGAGGAGUUCUGGAGCUGUGUAGAGGGCAAGGUCGAGGUUGGGUAUGAUAUGGUAUCUUGA